Anthostomella pinea is the source of this 282-nucleotide messenger RNA. The record is from the annotation of a GenBank genome assembly. NCBI's taxonomy places the organism in Eukaryota, Fungi, Ascomycota, Sordariomycetes, Xylariales, Xylariaceae.
AUGCGUCUACGACUCACCUUCAUCUUCGGGCUAGGCUUCUUCCUGAUCGCUGUCGACAUCAUGCGGCUAUCUUCAGGCUUGGAUCCACACAACAUUCAACACCACCGCGUUCUGUGGGGCGCUAUCGAGGUCGCUGUCGCCAGUCUCGUCGCUACACUGCCGACAUUCGAGAUGCAGUGGUUCGAGAUUGAGGAGGUCACUACUCGUAUCUCGGGUGGCGAUGAAGAGGAUAUACUGGUGGACGAAGGCGCAGACAUGGGCGGGAUCUUAGUCCAGACGUAG